Molecule: messenger RNA, 750 nt
Organism: Salvia splendens (bonfire salvia)
Lineage: Eukaryota; Viridiplantae; Streptophyta; Magnoliopsida; Lamiales; Lamiaceae
Product: probable LRR receptor-like serine/threonine-protein kinase At3g47570
Exons: 3
Coding region: 1-750 (249 amino acids)
Biological process (GO): protein phosphorylation
Cellular component (GO): membrane
Molecular function (GO): protein kinase activity; ATP binding
Source: RefSeq, a predicted model, not a curated record
AUGAAAUAUGUUGUUCCUCCCUUUGUUGCAUUUAUGAUUGUGGUGGCUGGCAUACACAUUGUCAUAAGAAGAUGGAGGGUGCCUCAAGAGAAACCAGCUACUACAACUGAGGAUCAAAUGGUGGAUCUUGGUUGGAUCACAGUUUCAGAAAGGGAAUUCAUUAAGGAGACAAUCAAAGUGUUCAACUUGCAACACGAAAGAGCUACCAAGAGCUUUGAGACUGAGAGUCGGAUAUUGAGCACCAUUCGGCAUAGGAACUUGGUGAAGAUACUUGGUUGUUGUAGCAACCCUGAUUUCAAAGCCUUGAUUCUUGAAUAUAUGCCGCAUGGAAGCUUGGAGAUAUGGCUUCAUUCGCACAAGUAUUUUCCAGAUCUCAUCCAGAGACUGAACAUAGCAAUAGAUGUGGCAUCAGCCUUGGAAUACCUUCAUCAGUAUCACACAUAUGCUGUUGUUCACUGUGAUAUAAAGCCAAACAAUGUGCUGCUCGAUGCAGAUAUGACUGCUCGUAUAGGUGAUUUUGGCAUUUCCAAGCUCUUUGACAACGACGAGGUUGCAGUUCAUACUUUAAACAGGGCAACUGUUGGUUAUGCAGCGCCAGAGUUGGGAUCAGAAGGAAAGGUAUCUACAAGUGGGGAUGUGUACAGUUAUGGGAUACUAUUACUGGAGAUGUUUACGAGCAAGAACCCAACAGAUGAUAUGUUCGACGACAAGAUGAGCAUAAAGGAGUGGGUGGGAAAUGCAUUACAAUAA